Molecule: messenger RNA, 1365 nt
Organism: Haliotis rufescens (red abalone)
Lineage: Eukaryota; Metazoa; Mollusca; Gastropoda; Lepetellida; Haliotidae
Exons: 3
Coding region: 1-1365 (454 amino acids)
Source: RefSeq, a predicted model, not a curated record
AUGUCGUGUCUCGCCAUGACGGAGGACAUGCUGGUGUUCACGGUCCUUGGUGUGUCCCUGUUGGUCACCUUUGUCGGCUGUGCUGAUUACACGGGUACAGAAUUUGCUGUGAUGUUCGCUGAAAAGGACGAAUCCCAUGACAUUUCUAAUUCAGAAAUACUCUUGACAGUCAGUGGACCUACAAGCACUUUUGUCACAAUUUCAGUACCCGGACAUAACUUUGUGAGCUCACAUACAAUUGGUCAUACUAAACAGUUGAAUGUAACCUUACCUGCACACAUUAAACACUGGAACAGUCUGAUUAUUGAACCUAAUGGCAUUAGAAUCUCUGCCAAUGACGCGGUGGCCGUCAGAUGCAUUAAUAAAUACACUGCUGUAUCUCAAGGAUACCUGGCGAUACCUAAGCACGCUGCAUCUACUAACUACCUAGCUGUAUCCUACGACCCUGCUGGAAGAAAUGCUUCAUAUAUCCUGAUAACAGCCUACAAUAACGCCACCACUGUCAAUGUGAUCUUCAAAGUUCCAAGCCCAGGUAAAUGUGUCAACAUGGAUGUUGAAGUUUCUACAGGCUACUCAUUGACCUUCACCCUCAACAGCCUUGACGUAUGGGGGGUGAGGUGCGACCAGGAUUUGACCGGUACCUCGAUUACAAGUUCCGCACCAGUCACAGUUGUUUCUGGUCUGGCCAGUUUGUUCUCUGUGUUGCCGUUUCUGGAGACGAUGCUUCUACCGGUGGACCUCUAUGGAAGCAAUUAUGUGUUGACCACUCACACAGCAGGCGCAAUGUACAGAGUCGUUGCAGCGUCCAGUGACACAUUGGUAUCACUCGCGAGCAAUAUGAAGAUGCUGCUUGGUGCUGGGGACUUUGUAGACAUACCAAAAAGUAACGCCUUGUCGUGCAUGACGACGAAUAAGCCAGUACAAGUCGUUAUGUUAGGAGUGGCGUCAUUAUUUGGUUCUCAUACGCUUAUUUCAUCCCUGGCUGUUCCUAUGAUGAUGCCAAUACCACAAGUUCAACGUUUCCUGACUUCUUAUCAGCUAUACGUUGAAAGCUCUUCAAACAUGACAACGGAACAUUAUAUUACCUUGGUGGCUCCCAGCGAUCACAUCGACGUCCUUGCAGCUUCGAUACAGUACCUUAUGAUAAUGGUUAACGAAACCAGCCAGUGCUGCAAUAUGUCUCAAGUCAUAGGCACUGUUGUAGAUGGGACAACGGUAAAUGUGUCCAGCAGUGUCCCGUUUAUUAUCAUCUACAAUGGCCUUGAACUUCAAUCUGGAGCACUUCAUGGCUACAUCGGCGGAGCAAGUUUAGGUAAGAGGGUCCCGUGUGUUCUUUGGGGGACUGACACCGUGUGGAGAUUUUAG